AUGACUGAGUCGCUGAACACUCGAAUUCACGAACGUCAGUCAUUGUCGCCGCGAUCAGCCAUCAGCGAACCUGGCAAUGAAAAGUUCCCUUCGUUCGACCUCGAAGCGAGACGUCCGAGCCUGGCACAGAUCACCGAGAGUCCGCUGGAGACGAGUGCACCCAUCGUUCCCGAAUACAAAUGGCCGGCACGCUCAAACAGCGGUCGCGCUACCAACCGUGCGGCUGGUCAUAGACACCGUCGAAGCGUUAGCGAAGCGCUUAAGAACUUCCGGACCAGACAAGGCAGUGUUACAGACAAUGCGCAUGAUUUGGCAGAAGCGCUCAAGGCGCCGGUGUCGUACAAGCUCAUUGCGUUGUGCAUAACAUGGUACAUGACCUCCGCCUUGACCAACACAUCCUCGAAAUCGAUAUUAAAUGCUUUCGACAAGCCUGCGACCCUCACCAUCAUCCAGUUCGCCUCUGUCUCCCUAUGGUGUUUGAUACUCGCUACGGCAGCCUCAACCUUUCCCUCGUUGAAACGCAACAUACCGGCUCUUAGGAAUGGCCUUCGAAAACCCUCCUGGGACGUACUACGUACAGCCCUACCACUAUCGAUAUUCCAGCUCCUCGGACAUCUCCUCAGCUCUUACGCCACCUCCAAGAUCCCCGUAUCACUAGUCCAUACUAUCAAGGGGCUAUCGCCGCUUUUCACAGUCCUCGCAUACCGCCUAUUCUUCCGCAUUCGCUAUAAACGCGCGACCUACCUCUCGUUGGUGCCCUUGACAGCCGGAGUCAUGAUGGCCUGUUCGGCCGACUUUUCAAGCAAUUUCUGGGGCAUCUCUGCUGCCUUCAUCGCCGCUAUUGUUUUCGUCACGCAGAACAUAUUUUCCAAAAAGCUCUUCACCGAAUCCUCUCGAGCCGAAGCGGAGGGCCAAACCCACAAGGAGGGAAAGCUGGAUAAGCUUAAUCUGCUGUGCUACUGCUCGGUUGGUGCCUUCUUGUUUUCAGCACCAGUCUGGUUCUACACAGAAGGCGCAUCCAUAAUCCGUGACUUCCUUGCCGAUGGCUCCCUGGAUCUUUCGACCAAGAAGAACACCCUCGACCACGGCGCCUUAGCGCUUGAAUACGUCUUCAAUGGCCUGUUUCACUUUUUCCAAAACAUCAUGCAUUCAUCCUGCUGUCGCUGA
This is a messenger RNA of Cyphellophora attinorum, 1167 nucleotides long. Its product is annotated as putative transporter C83.11. The record is from RefSeq and is a predicted model, not a curated record. Gene Ontology annotation, cellular component: Golgi apparatus; endoplasmic reticulum. Lineage: Eukaryota; Fungi; Ascomycota; Eurotiomycetes; Chaetothyriales; Cyphellophoraceae. Gene Ontology annotation, molecular function: antiporter activity; phosphoenolpyruvate transmembrane transporter activity. Bases 1 to 1167 code for a protein of 388 amino acids. Gene Ontology annotation, biological process: phosphoenolpyruvate transmembrane import into Golgi lumen. The transcript is spliced from 2 exons.